Molecule: messenger RNA, 3921 nt
Organism: Peronospora matthiolae
Lineage: Eukaryota; Oomycota; Peronosporomycetes; Peronosporales; Peronosporaceae
Source: the annotation of a GenBank genome assembly
AUGGAGAUCGAGCUCGCAUAUGGUGAAUCUCGCGGAUACUGGAAACAUUAUUCACCCGGGAAGUGGUUCAAACAAGCGAAAGCCGUUGGCAAGAUCAACAACGUAAAAGCUACUCUGUUAUUUGAUUCUGGUGCUGAAGUGUCGAUCAUUGACACCACCUUUGCUCGUGAGGUCGGUUGCAAUAUUGACGAAAGUCAACGACAAGAAUGUAUCGGGAUUGGAGAAACUCCGUACAUGACGGUAGGACGUACCAAGAUCAAGGUGACCCUCGCCGGAUCGCUGGUAUACUAUUUCAAUGUAUGGGUAGGCGAUCUGGCAGGGCAAGAAGCGAUUCUGGGUAUGGAUUUUAUGGUGCCUGCUGGAGUGCGGCUCGAUCUAGCGGAUGGCGCGCUAUGUCUACCAGAAGAAAUCCGCAUUCAUCUCGCAGGACGUCGCCCCGCGUACGGAUCGAAGAUACAACAUAUAACGGCGAAGGACCAACACGUGGUGAUCCCGGUCGGAGAGUCAAGGGAAGUGAAGAUCGGGAUCGGAGGGGCUAAGAUAAAGUUGUGGGUCGCUAGAGGACUAGAUUGGGUCCCCACUGUGAUCUCGGGGUGGGGUAAGACGAAAUACCUGCAGAUGACCAACAUUGGCGACCGGGAGAUCAUACUGCCCACCCACACUAUAUUAGGCAUGUGGGUCGAAGGCGAUAUGGUACCGCGAACUCAAGGUUUGGUGACAGUCGGGUCAGGGAAGUACAAGGAAUGGCAAACUCUGGCAUAUGAGGCUACGACGGAUCGAGUGAACGAACUCCCGAAAGAACAGAUCGGACCAUUGGUAGACCGUCCUACGUAUGCCGCUCCCAAACGCAUCUUGAAACGUCCGUCUGAUGCGUUACAGAACCUGUCUCCGGCGAUCUCCACGGUAACGCCGCAAGCUAACGAUGACGAUUUGAAAAAGGCAGAUGCUGUAGUUGCGAGGGAAGUAACGGUCAGGGGAGCCGAACUAUCGCGGAUGGAGAACGGUCAUGAGAUCGGUACCCAACAUGCAACGAAGGGAGACCGCGACACCGGUCAAGAAGGGCUACGUGACAGAUCGUCUCUACCGAAGGCUGAGCCGACUGACCGACUGUUGAAAUUGGGCCAGCCGGAAGAGACGAAGGAGCCUAUAGAAGAAAUAAUGCUAAAUACUGAAGACGUCGAGAUUGCAGAAAUACCAGUUUAUCACCACGAGAGCGGAGAUUUGUUUGCGGAAGAUAUCGAGCAGCAUAUGGCCGUGCUACCAGAGAUGUCGGCGACUACGGAAGAAGUUACGAUUGAGGACAUUCAGAUCGGUGAUCCCGAUGUGCCUCUCACCACAGAUCAACAACGGCUCAGAUCGCUGAUCUGGAAGAGCCGUCACCUCCUCAUGGGUAAAGGUAAUGCUUUACCACCAGCAGCACGAGGCGCGAUCUGUGAUAUUGAUGUCGGUGGGGCAGCACCGAUAGCGCAAAGAGUGCGUCCGGUCGCACCCAAAUAUCGGGAGAAGCUGUCAGAUCUCAUCAAAGGACUAUUAGCAGCCAAAAUCGUUCAGCCAUCCACGUCACCUUGGGCGUCUCCGAUAGUGGUGAUCAUCAAGAAGAACGGAGUGGAUAUUCGCCUUUGCAUUGAUUAUCGAAGAGUGAACCAGCUGACGCGUCUGAUGGUUUAUCCCAUGCCGUUGAUCAGCGAUCUGUUGGAAGAUCUGGAUAAAGCUCUAUGGUACUGUUCGCUAGACAUGGCUAGUGGAUUUUGGGUCGUCCAAAUGACUGAACGAGCAAAACUGAUCUCAGCGUUUGUCACACCGUUUGGCUUGUUCGAGUGGCUGCGAAUGCCUUUUGGGCUUAAGAACGCGCCCCAGAUCUACCAACGUCUGGUGGACAAUGCGCUGUAUGGAUAUUUCAAGAUCGGUCAGAGAUCAGCCUCUGAUGGCCCGAUCGACGUGUUCAAAGACGGAGAACCUGAGACAGAUCGACGACCGUCUAUACUGGGACGCCGAUCUUACAUUGACGAUAUUCUCAUACCAGCCGCGUCAUGGGGAUCUUUGUACACAAAAUUAGAACGGUUGCUGGAGGCAUGUGAUAAGUGGAAUCUGUCUAUCAGCCUCACGAAGAGCUUUUGGGGGUGCCGUAAGGUCGAUUAUUUGGGACAUCGAGUGUCGAUGGAUGGUCUGGAGGCUCAGCCCAAGAACCUAGAGUCGUUGGUUAACAUCCCGUUUCCUAGCACGCUACGAGCUAUGCAAUCUUUUCUCGGGAGCUUGAACUACUACCGUCACUUCAUUGAGGAUUUCGCGGUGUAUGCCGCGGUGUUGUAUGAGUUAAGAGAAUCGGAUUUCUUCGAGAUCGGCCGAUCUCAGCUUGCAGCAGGAGACGAAUGCUCCAACGAGGGUCGAUGGACGGAAGCCAAGGUUGCUUUCACUAUGCUAAAAGCUAAGAUAGCUACAGCUCCCAUGCUCAAGCAUUUCGACCCAGAUCGGUCCCCCGUAAUCGUGGUCUACGCUAGCAAGUGGGCUGUCUCAGCGGCCCUGAUACAGGAGUACGAUGGCGUUUUUCAUCCGGUUACGUUUACUAGCCGCACUUUAAAGCCUAAUGAGCUUAACUACGAAACGGUAGAAAAAGAAGUGCUGGCGCUACUUCGUUUGUUGGAUGUAUGCUAUACUACGCUUGCCUCGCGGGAGAUCACUGUACUGACCCGACAUUCUACGUUAGCCUGGUUGAUGCAGUCUCGAGGGCUCAACGGGAGAUUAGGACGGUGGGCUGCUUUGUUGUCAAAUUGGACUAUGGAGGUGAAGAAAUGUGAAAGAGGAGAGGAAGAGAUACUGGGCAUGUUAGCAGCGAGUAUCACUCCGAGAGGAGAAGUGGAAGAGAUGCUGAUUGCGAUCUCCCCACGAAAAGACUGUCGACUCAAAAUAUCGAUGCCUCCUCCAACGGUGGAAACAGAUGAGGAGUUGCUGGUGGCCAGUUUCGAUGGAUCGGCUAGGAUAAAAAAGAAAGGAGGGUCGUUCAGUGCCGUGAUAUGGAAGUUACCCGAAUGGACGAUCGUGGCGGCCGAAUCGAGAUAUGUUCACGAUCUGACUGUGAAUGAAGCUGAGUAUAAUGGCUUGCUACUGUGCUUUGAGUUACUCGCCGAUCUGGAUAGGGGGCGAGUAAUACUGUGUGGAGAUUCCAGUCUGGUGAUUCGACAGAUGCGCGGUGAGAUCGACUGCAAGGCACCGGGCCUUCAGCUUCUGAGACACAAAGCGUUGGAGAAGCUGCGGUCAUGGCCUAGUCACGAGUUGCUGCAUGUGAAGCGAGAGUGGAAUCAGAGCGCAGAUCGACUAGCCAGCACAGCAUUGCAGAGCGAAAAGGGAAGAACGGUUGUAGCUGAAGAGGAUCGGCAAGAUCUGAUGACUCUGAACCGUCUCGAUGAAUUGUUGAAGCCCAAGCAAGAUGGUCAGCUGGCUCGGGUAACUGCGAUCACGAGAUCAGCCAGGAGGAUACGUCAUGAACCUGAAGUGAUACAGGAGGAGAUAGUACAGAGGAUCAGGAUUCAACGAAUUGUCCAAGCUCAAGAUGAAGAGCGUUGGAUUGUCAAUCUCAAGACAUAUCUAAGUGGCGAUGUAUCAAACUUGGAUGCGGUAGAAGUGAAGAUGUGCGCCAAACUGGCGCCGGAUUACGAGAUCGAUGAGAACAAUCUGCUAUUUUUUUGCCCCAUGGCGAAAAGAGAGUCAGAAGAUCGCGAUGGUUUGAUGCGGUUGGUGAUCCCUGAGACGUUGCAGCAGGAUUUUUGCAUCACUAUCACACGAGUCUGGAAGGAGGCCAUCAGGGUAUUGGCCGAACCUAUCAGAGGAUCAGAUCGCGAUUUCAUUGGAGAGGACUGUAUCGGAGCGUUCAACGAUAUGUGGGCGAAUGUACCGACUGUGAGACCGGGAAAGGAAACCCGAUGA